AUGCUAGAGGCCCAGUACAUUGACGCGGAAUUCGACCACCUAAGACAGGUACUGGAAAAUAAUGGGUACAACUGGCGUCAGUGUACUCGAAUGGCGAGCUCAUCAAGUAAAAGAAGACGGCCGGCAGUUGCGGAACGGACUCCAGCAUUUUUACCCUAUGUGAAAGGAGUAACCGACACCAUCGGACACCUGUUACGCCGGAGAUACAGCAUCAGGACGAUCUUCCGCCCACCCGGUCAGUUACGACAUCUUCUGCGCUCGCCUAAGGACAAGGAUCCGCUGGCGGUUCCCGGAGUAUACAUGAUACCGUGCGACUGUGGCUCGAAUUACAUCGGGGAAACUCGCCGCAACAUCACAACCAGACUAAAAGAACACAUACGCAGUGUGAAAAACCGAGACACCCAUACAUCGGCGGUAGCUGAGCAUGCUUGUAGUACGGGCACGGCUCACUUCCUCCGUUUCGACAAGGUCUCAGUACUAGCGAGGGAAAAAUACUUCGUACCGCGGAAAUUACGUGAGGCCAUCGAAAUAAGCCGGCGUCCGAACUUCAACAGAGACGGUGGCUGGGCAUUACCACCUGCCUGGAAGCCAAGUCUGAAAUCUGCAUCAGACUGCACUGUUGCGGGUCUGGAGUGUGACACAGUUAGCGCGGUAUGUAACACUGAUUUUGCGUCGACCCGGGAUUCGAACCCAACACCAACGCAGCUGCAGGCGGGCGAGUCUAGCGUGCCAACAGUGUCGCGCGCGCCGUCGCUGCCGACACCUCGGCUAGAAGAAAGUGCGCGUGAAUCACGGCAGAGGGCGCGUUAG
This is a messenger RNA of Spodoptera exigua (beet armyworm), 810 nucleotides long. The record is from the annotation of a GenBank genome assembly. Lineage: Eukaryota; Metazoa; Arthropoda; Insecta; Lepidoptera; Noctuidae.